Molecule: messenger RNA, 1308 nt
Organism: Exaiptasia diaphana
Lineage: Eukaryota; Metazoa; Cnidaria; Anthozoa; Actiniaria; Aiptasiidae
Product: arachidonate 5-lipoxygenase
Exons: 6
Coding region: 125-1270 (381 amino acids)
Biological process (GO): lipid oxidation
Molecular function (GO): metal ion binding; oxidoreductase activity, acting on single donors with incorporation of molecular oxygen, incorporation of two atoms of oxygen
Source: RefSeq, a predicted model, not a curated record
UUCUUGUAUUGUAAGCCUUCCAGCAGACGACCAGUGUAUCAACCAGAGAAAUUUCCGGCUCCAAGAAACUAGGAAGACGUUCAAAAUCAGCCCUUCUAAGCUCGGAAUAUACCAUGAGCUAAAUAUGACUGCAAAUGCUUUAUCGAGCCACUAUCAGUCGGAUCCGCUGAAUGCUUAUUGGAUGGGAUUAUAUAAGGGGACCAUACGUAGAAACAUUGCUAUCGGUGGCAGCUUCUUGGCAAAGCAUGCUGGUCAAGAGUUUAAAGUCGUGGACAACUACACGGAUCUCUUUGAAAUUUUUGUGAAAUCUCAGAAAUGGAACAUGGCGAUGGAAGACCGCAGAUAUUUCAAGUUUCCUUUCCAAGAUCCUCAAGUACCUUUUCAGAAGAUUAUCGAUAUAUGCAAAUGGAGGGAAGACCAGUACUUUACCGAACAAAGGCUGGCUGGGGUCAACCCUAUGUCUAUUCAAAGAGUUUCAUACUACAAAAAUGACCCAGGUGUCACUUGGAGUCAGCUUCAACAAAAGCUAAAUACCACAUUUCCCUGGACAUCGACAAUUCGCAAAACAACUGGGAAAACUUAUUUGUCUUUUUAUGAGACGUUGCAAUACAACUAUGUCUAUGUACUCCAUUAUCCCGAGUACGACAGUCUUGAAACAUUAACAGAGCAUAUGCCUCCUGGUAGAACUAUCAAGAAAGCUGUGUCUCCGAUAGCGAUCUUUGUUUCCAAACCAAGGAAUUACGGACCUAACAAGCUAGUCCCAAUUGCAAUACAAAUGGGGCACACUCAGGAUUCCCCUGUCUACACCCCCGAUGACAGUCCCGAUGAAUGGCUAUUAGCAAAACAGACUGUCCAGGUUGCUGACUUUGCAUAUGGUCAAACAAUUGAACAUUUGUUGAAAACCCAUUUAUUCAUGGAGCCAAUCUGUGCCAGUGUACUACGUUAUCUCGACAUUUUGCAUCCUCUCCAUCAAAUCCUUAAAUAUCACUGUAGAGGAAUCUUCGGUACUAACAAGUUUGGGGGUCCUUAUCUUCUAAAUCCCUAUAAUGGGACUAUGGAAAAACUAUUUGCUGUGGGAUUCAAAGGCGCGAAAACAAUGAUGUCUAAGGCCUUUGGAAAAAUCAAUUGGGAUAUGACUGAUUUUCAAAAAAAUAUCAAGGAUCGAGGUCUGGAUGAUAAAAAGAAACUCCCGUUUUAUCCUUACAGGGAUGACGGUCAAGUCAUUUACAAAAUAAUCAAUGAUCUUUCAAGGGAAUAUAUCAACCUGUAAGUUUAUUUUUGACGCUGAUACCUGGAUGUGAAUGAUAC